CAGUACUUCGUUCCCCCUUCCCGACUGACACAAAUCACUCUCAAGUGCAACAGCGGAGCGACAGUGCCCGUAGUCGCCGUGGACUGUGAUGAGUUCUAACCACCCGCCGCACAUUCUCAUCGCGCGGAACUCGCGGUCCACCCACGCCCCAUCAGCCUCGCUCUCUUCACCGACGGAGACUCACGCGGCGGCGGCGGGCAUCUUUCGUGCGUCUGGCUCUCCGCCAUGGCAUCUAGAGGAAUGCGAUCCGCGUCUUGCUAUGGAUGACAUGGUGUCGGAGCUGAGCAUCGACGUGGACGAUGAGGGCAGCAUAGACAUCGACGAAACGUUUACGUUGAAUGCGCGAUUUCCGGGCACGGUGAAGAUCAUCGUCGAGGGUACUACCUUCUGGGCACACAAGGAAGUAUUAGUGUUCGCGUCCCCUUUCUUCGAGGCGGCCUUGUCGGGUAACUGGGCGGAGACAGAAGCCCAAAGGCCCCAUUCGAUUUCAUCUACCAUUACCGUAUCGCAUGCUAAGGACGAGAUCAAGUUCGCAGAAGGGGACCCCGACCUGGAUCAUGACGAUACAGACGUGGACACAGACACGGGAGAGGACAAGGGGAAAGGAAGGGAAUACGCUCUGGUCAAGCUAGAAGGAGGGAGUGGACACGAGAGGAAGACAAGCUCUGCUAGCUUGAAUGACUUGAGCUCCAGCUCUAGUUCUAUGCCUGAGAGUAGCAGAGGCGAGAAGGGCAAGGCGAAGUCAAAGGCAAAGUCUCUUAUGGACGCUCACGCUACCGAGCGAGGCAGACGGAAGACCCAGGGCAAGCAGCAUGAAGCCGAGGCUGUCAUUGUGCUUAAAGAGGAAAAGGCCAGCACGAUCCACGACUUUCUCAAAUUCGUCUACCCUCACUUACAGUGUACUAUAACGUGGGCAAACGCGGAACCACUGAUACACCUAUCGCAUAAACUCUGCCACCCACCGCUCACCCGCGCGACCCUCUCUUUCCUCCUCAGUCACGCAGCAGGUCGCCCGAUCAAGGCGCUGCGCAUUGCUGAGGUACUCGGCGAGGAGGAACUCUUCCGAGAGGCAAGUCGGUUCGUACUGGACAACCCGAAUGGGUGGGAAGAGGAUGAGCUCGGCACGUUGAGCAAGGAGACCCUGCUGAAGCUCGAAAAGAGGCGGACGUGGUUUUUGGAGCGGGUUCUUAAGUUGGGCUUGAUACAGAUUGCGAAGGAGUACGAAUGCUGCGCCACCUGUCCUGACUCCACGACGUGCGCACGUUUACUCGAGGAAAAGUGGAGGCAGGCAUACCAAGCUUGCUUCCGCUUCGGACCUUGCCAACCCUCCAUGGUCUAUCGUUACCUUCGCACGUUCGAGGGUAUCAGUCCACCGCUGUCCUUGACCCAUUUGAGCUGUCAGACGCACGCGAAGGCGUUUGUGGCUACUCUGUUUGACCGGAUGUUCUCUCUGGGACAACGCGGAUCCGGUACGGAGCCUACGCCGCUGCGGUCGGCUGUCGGUGUCACUGUCCCGGCUCCGGGAACUGGCCCCCGCCGGCACUUCUUGUAUUGCACGCUCAAGAGCGAGCAGGGGACAGUUAGGAAGAAAUGA
Molecule: messenger RNA, 1594 nt
Organism: Gloeophyllum trabeum ATCC 11539
Lineage: Eukaryota; Fungi; Basidiomycota; Agaricomycetes; Gloeophyllales; Gloeophyllaceae
Exons: 7
Coding region: 89-1594 (501 amino acids)
Molecular function (GO): protein binding
Source: RefSeq, a predicted model, not a curated record